UGGUAUAUAAUUGAUGGGAGCAAGGCCGGUUUCGAAUGAGGGAAGGUCGGGUGGUGUGUCCCAGAUGCAUCAGCAGCAGCAGGGGUUGGGGUUGGAGGGAGGGGAGAGGCCGAAGUUGAAGCUUUUACCGAGGUCAAGGCCAAUGGAAGGAAAUGAUACGUGGUUCUUGGAUGAGAAACAGGAACAUCAGCCAACUAUACAUCCUGUGUGUGUGGAAAAUUCUCGUGAGUUGCAGGGAAAUAUGAAUAUGCCAAGACCUGGGUCCGCAGGGGCAGACAUUGGGGAUCGAGGAAGUGAGCGUCCAAGAUUGAAUCUGAAGCCUCGUUCCUUGCCUGUCGAGCAAUCAGAUGAUAUCACUGAAAAAGAAAGGAAAUCGGUGUUUGGUGGUGCCCGCCCACGAGAACUUGUUCUAAAAGAACGUGGAGUAGAUGAUGUUGUAGCUAACAGUCAAGAGGUGAUUUCACCAGCUCACAGUCACAGGGUUAAAAGUGACAGCCAAAGAACUGACAUGAAAUCAAGGCAAGAGCCACCUGCUCUAGCCACCAGGCGUGGUGAAAGGUCUGACAGUUCCUCGGUUGAUCAAAGAAGCGGAAGAGAGUUUGAGAAGAAAGAUGCACGAUCAGACCAUGAGAAGGUAGACAACCUGAGAGCUUCAUGGAGGAAUGACAACUGGAAGAACACAAGGGAGAUUGAGAGGCCUGCCGAGCGGCGUCCCGAGCCUGAAACAUGGCGCAAGCCUGUAGAGCAACCAAAGCAAGAAGUACCAGGUACUGCAUCUCGCCAUGGGAAAGCAGCCUCAGCAUUAGAGCUUGCCCAAGCAUUCUCAAGGUCGGUCUCUGAUCCUCGAUCUGAUAACCAUUUCCCAAGUCAAAGGAGCUCCACUGGCCUAGGUCAGGCCCCCUUUUCACGGCUGACUGAUACAACCAGGGAUUUCUACUCUGGUGCCAACCCAAGACACAUCAAUGGCUAUUGACCUUUUCAGAGAAUGAGCGAGUGGGUAUAAUAAAAACUCUCAAUUUUCAUCUCUUAGAUUUUUGCAGAUGAGGAGAAUGGUGAGGGCGUCAGUCUCUUUCAUUCUUGAGAUUUUAUGAAUCGAGAAAGCAGAGAUCAUCUGCUGCUUUUCCAGAAGGAAGAAAGGGGGGCUUUUUCAUGAUAUAACUGAGAUUCAAACUAUGUGAGGAUAUUAUGUCACAGGGAUACUGUUGGAGAUAUAUUCUCAUAUUUGGGAAGAAGCGAAGGGGUUGGGUCAUAAUGGUUGAUUGAAACACGGUAAUAUUGAAAUUUCAAUAUAUACAGAUGCAAACUCAUUCUAUGGGGUUGAGAUUGCUAUUGAAUUCUCGUAUGUUCUUGCUGACAGAAACGUGAUUGCUAUUAUUUUUAGAAACCUCCAUCUGUUUUGAGGCUUUUUUUACAUAAAUGCUAUUAGUUAGAAACCUCCAUGUGUUGUGAGGCUUUCUUCUCUUUGGAGAUGAUUUCCUUCGUCUUUUUGCUUUUACGCCAUUGCUGGGAAAUCUGAAGUCAAAGAUAACAA
Molecule: messenger RNA, 1531 nt
Organism: Asparagus officinalis (garden asparagus)
Lineage: Eukaryota; Viridiplantae; Streptophyta; Magnoliopsida; Asparagales; Asparagaceae
Product: eukaryotic translation initiation factor 4B
Exons: 5
Coding region: 14-973 (319 amino acids)
Molecular function (GO): translation initiation factor activity; mRNA binding
Source: RefSeq, a predicted model, not a curated record